Molecule: messenger RNA, 1083 nt
Organism: Saprolegnia parasitica CBS 223.65
Lineage: Eukaryota; Oomycota; Saprolegniomycetes; Saprolegniales; Saprolegniaceae
Exons: 4
Coding region: 1-969 (322 amino acids)
Source: RefSeq, a predicted model, not a curated record
AUGCUGCACGUCGUGCUUGCACUGCUAAGUCUUCUUCAGGGCGUCCACGCCACGUGCUGCGCCACGUGCUUGGCGCAGCCUCUCGUCGCGGCCGUCGACGCGGUCAACUGGACUGCCUGCUCGGCGGCGCAGCAGGUCUGCUGCUUUGACUGCGCGCCGUCGGAUUUUGGGACGCCGACGUACGUGACGACCGCCGUGACGUUCGAGAGCGACGGCGCGCGCGUGCCCAGCGGCGAGUACCUCCAGCUCUCGUGGCCCGGCGCGGUCGCCGUCAAGUACCUCAUGCUGCGGAAGGGCCAGCCCAAGACGGCGCAGGUGACCAACACGAGCAGCGCAGCGACGUUCGCGACGGGCUACUUUGGCCUGUGUCCGCUCUUCGAAGGCAGCAUCUACCUCCGCGCCUUCGACGCCUCGGGCUGCUCGGCCUCGCUCGAGAUGGCCGUGACCGUGACGCCAGGCAGUGGCUCGUGCGCGAAUGCGAUCCCGACUGCGCCCCCGACGGUGACAAGCGUCCCGUGCGACCCCGUUCGCGGCGCCGUCACAAACGGCACGUGCAGCUGCCUCCAAGACUUCACGGGCCCGCCCGCAUGCCUCGAGAACUCACCGUGGAAGCAAUGGGGCCAGAUCCUCACCUACUGCGCCGGCGGGGCGUCGUUCAUCACGGCCGUUUUCGGCUUUUACCGCCUCUGGAAACAGCGGCAGUUGCACCAGCACGAGGCCGCCGUCAUGGACCAGUCGCCGGCGAGCAGCGACGCGUCGCCACUGGACAAGGCCAAGGAGCAGCAUCGGUCGAUCGAGACGCCGCUGUGCGGGCCGACGCUGCUCCCGUUGCAGAGCAAGACGGUGCGCGACGACAGCAGGGCGAGCAGCGACGGCUCGUCCAUCUCGGAGAUCUACGUGGCCGGCGACUUGCGGUUCCACCGCGGGAUGGACAGCCCCGAGCGCAACUCGCGCGAGUUCUCCUUGUAGCCGAGUAGCUGAGUGUGGUUGAGCAAAAGAGACAGCAAACUAAUAGGAGUGUAUUUAACCGAGCGUGAUGCCGAAGCCAAACUUGUGGGCGUCGCCGUCAAAGUUCUUGGCGUC